This is a messenger RNA of Sinocyclocheilus rhinocerous, 3021 nucleotides long. Its product is annotated as protocadherin-9. The transcript is spliced from 4 exons. Lineage: Eukaryota; Metazoa; Chordata; Actinopteri; Cypriniformes; Cyprinidae. Gene Ontology annotation, biological process: homophilic cell-cell adhesion. The record is from RefSeq and is a predicted model, not a curated record. Gene Ontology annotation, cellular component: plasma membrane. Gene Ontology annotation, molecular function: calcium ion binding. Bases 1 to 3021 code for a protein of 1006 amino acids.
AUGACGGACUUGAACAUCUCCCAUAUGAACUCUGCCACUGCGGCUACCAGUAAUCUGGUUUACCGACUUGUGUCGAAAGCAGGUGACACCCCACUACUUAGAGUGAUGAGCAAUACAGGAGAAAUAUUUACCACCUCCAAUCGUAUCGACAGGGAGAAACUCUGUCCAGGCCCCUCUUUUGAAGACAGCGAGUGUUCCUUUGAAAUUGAGGUGGUCAUUUUGCCCAAUGACUAUUUCAGAUUAAUCAAAAUUAAAAUCAUUGUCAAAGACACCAAUGACAAUGCCCCCAUGUUCCCCUCGCCUGUGAUCAACAUUUCAAUUCCGGAAAACACACUCAUCAACAGCCGCUUUGCUAUUCCCUCUGCCACUGAUCCAGAUACCGGACCCAACAGCGUACACAAAUACGAGCUGUUGAACGGGCAGAGCGCCUUCGGUUUGGAUAUUGUGGAGACACCAGAGGGUGAGAAAUGGCCUCAGCUUAUCGUUCAGCAGAAUUUAGAUAGAGAACAGAAAGAUACUUAUGUGAUGAAAGUCAAAGUGGAGGAUGGGGGGAACCCACAGAAAUCCAGCACUGCCAUUCUACAGGUGACUGUCACUGAUGUUAAUGAUAACCGGCCUGUCUUCAAAGAAAGCCAAAUCGAGGUCCACAUCCCAGAAAAUUCUCCCGUCGGCACAUCUGUAGUUCAGCUGCAAGCCACUGAUGCAGACGUGGGUGCCAAUGCAGAAAUAAAGUACAUGUUUGGGGCCCAGGUGUCUCCAGCGACACGGAGACUUUUUGCUCUGAACUCCACCACUGGGCUCAUAACAGUUCAAAGGCCGCUUGAUAGAGAGGAGACCGCCAUUCAUAAACUCACAGUACUAGCCAGCGAUGGAAGCUCGAGUCCAGCAAGAGCCACCAUCACUAUCAAUGUGACUGAUGUGAAUGACAAUGCUCCAAACAUUGACCUGAGAUACAUCAUCAGUCCAACUAAUGGUACUGUAAUGCUUUCUGAAAAAGAUCCAAUUAACACCAAGAUUGCCCUCAUUACUGUAUCUGACAAAGACACAGACGUCAACGGCAAGGUGAUUUGCUUCAUUGAAAAAGAUGUUCCAUUUCACCUCAAAGCAGUUUAUGAUAACCAGUAUUUGUUAGAAACAUCUGCACUGCUUGAUUAUGAAGGAACCAAGGAGUAUAUCUUCAAGAUUGUUGCUUCUGACUCUGGAAAACCUAGUCUGAACCAGACCGCCCUGGUUAGAGUACGGCUGGAGGAUGAGAAUGACAAUCCACCCAUUUUCACCCAGCCUGUCAUUGAGCUGGCUGUCAUGGAGAACAACCAACGUGACAUGUUCCUGACAACCAUCAGUGCCACAGAUGAGGACAGUGGACGGAAUGCAGAGAUUGUCUACCAGCUUGGACCCAACGCAUCAUUUUUUGAUCUUGACCGCAAAACAGGAGUGCUAACCGCAUCCAGGGUGUUUGAUAGGGAGGAACAAGAGCGGUUCCUCUUUACGGUCACCGCUAGGGACAAUGGCACCAGGGCUCUGCAGAAUCAAGCUGCAGUCAUAGUGACCAUACUGGACGAGAAUGACAAUAGCCCUAAAUUUACACACAACCACUUUCAAUUCUUUGUGUCAGAGAAUCUGCCUAAAUAUAGUACAGUUGGAGUAAUCACAGUCACAGAUGCAGAUGCUGGUGAGAAUGCCGUGGUGAGACUCUCAAUCCUUAACGAUAAUGAGAACUUCAUCCUUGACCCAGAUUCUGGAGUCAUAAAGUCCAAUGUAUCCUUUGACCGAGAGCAGCAAAGCUCCUACACCUUUGACGUCAGAGCUGUGGACAAUGGAAGCCCUCCAUGUUCGUCAGCUGCCAAGGUGACCAUCAAUGUCAUUGAUGUCAAUGAUAACCCCCCCAUCGUCAUCUACCCACCAUCAAACACCUCUUUCAAACUAGUGCCACUGUCUGCGAUUCCGGGAUCGGUUGUGGCCGAGGUGUUUGCAGUAGAUGGCGAUACAGGUAUGAAUGCAGAGCUCAAGUACACUAUUGUGAGUGGCAACACAAGAAGUCUUUUCAGAAUUGACCCCGUAACAGGAAACAUCACGUUAGAGGAGAAACCCACUGUGGCAGACAUUGGCCUCCACAGGCUGGUGGUCAACAUCAGUGACCUAGGCUAUCCAAAGUCCCUGCACACUCUUGUCCUAGUUUUCCUGUACGUAAACGACACGGUUGGAAAUUCCUCAUACAUACAUGACCUCAUCCGUCGGACAAUGGAAACGCCACUGGAUAGGAACAUUGGCGAGAGCAGUGAGACUUAUCAGAAUGUUGACAACCUAAAAACCAUCAUUGCCAUUGUGACAGGCGCUAUGGUAGUGAUUGUGGUCAUCUUCAUAACAGUUCUGGUGCGCUGCCGAAACGCCUCACAGUUCAAGGCGGCUCAGAGAAAGAAGCAGGGUACCGAGUGGAUGUCCCCCAACCAGGAGAACAAGCAAAACAAGAAAAAGAAGCGCAAAAAGAGGAAGUCGCCAAAGAGCUCCCUCUUGAACUUUGUCACCAUCGAGGAGAACAAACCCGACGACUCUGCCCACGAACCCAUAAACGGAACCAUCAGUCUCCCGGCUGAGCUCGAGGAGCCCGGGAUUGGACGCUUUGAUUGGAAUGCCACCCCUACUACCACCUUCAAGCCCAGCAGCCCAGACUUGGCCCGGCACUACAAGUCCGCUUCACCCCAGUCGGCCUUCCACCUCAAAGCUGACACUCCGGUGUCUGUGAAAAAGCAUCAUGUGAUACAGGAGCUGCCACUGGACAAUACCUUUGUUGGGGGCUGUGACACGCUUUCCAAACGUUCCUCCACCAGCUCCGAUCACUUCAGUGCCUCAGAAUGCAGUUCACAAGGAGGCUUCAAGUCAAAGGGGGCACCUUUGCACACCAGACAGGGAACGCUUACCCGCGCCCGCACCGAACUGAACCCCGACUAUCUGGACCUUCGCUCUAGAGCCGAGCUGAACCCAGAGUACUGGACGCCCUGCACUCCUCUAAUUGAAAGUUAA